This is a messenger RNA of Salvia splendens (bonfire salvia), 1017 nucleotides long. RefSeq lists its product as uncharacterized. The transcript is spliced from 2 exons. Lineage: Eukaryota; Viridiplantae; Streptophyta; Magnoliopsida; Lamiales; Lamiaceae. The record is from RefSeq and is a predicted model, not a curated record. Bases 1 to 1017 code for a protein of 338 amino acids.
AUGAGGAAUUUGGAAACACAAAUUGGGCAGCUUGCUACAGCUUCUCAUACAAGAACUCCCGGCACCAUUCCAAGUGAUACAGUGCCCAACCCCAAGGGAAAUGAACAUUGCAAAGCAGUCACCUUGAGAAGCGGAAAAAAUUUGGAUUCAAUGCCUUUAAUGGACGACCAAGAACAGGCUGCAUCCGGCAGCAAGGAACAAGGCGAUGGAUCUAAGUUAAAUGGAAGACUUACAGCAGGAGAGAAAGACAAAAAGGUCAAUGAGACAGAACCUAAGAAGAGCAAGUCCAGUAUUCCUAAUGACAUUCCACCGCCUCCAUAUCCAUUCACGAGAAAGAAGCGAGUGCGGCAAGAAAAGAGUUUUGAGUGGAUGAUGAAUGUGAUUAGAAAGGUGAAUGUAGACAUCUCAUUGGUGGAUCUUUUCACCAAUUUCCCGAGAUUCUCCAAGUUCUUCAAAGACAUGAUGGCGAACAAGGAGAAACUUCAGGAUGAGGGGAUUGUGGCAUUGAGCAUGAAUUGCUCACACCUGAUAUCUGGAAUCAUGCCGACGAAGAAAAGAGAUCCAGGAGGUUGCAUCAUACCAUGUGAAAUUGGUAACACGAUUUUCACAAAGUGUUUAUUGGACCAAGGUUUAGGGAUCUCACUGAUGGCAUUGAAAACUACUUGUGCCAUUGGUUUGGAGGAAAGAAUGGAGCCUAUCGACAUCACUCUACAAUUGGCUGACCACUCCAUAGUGAAGCCCACUGGAAUUGUUGAGGAUAUCUUGGUUAAAAUCGAUAAGUUCAUCAUUCCCGUUGAUUUUAUUGUGCUCGACAUGCCAGAAGAUAGAGAAGUGCCAAUUUUGUUUGGUAGACCAUUUCUAGCAACGGGGGAUGUAUUGCUUGGAGCAAAGAAUAACUCUGUUACAUUCAGAAUUAAUGGUGAGCAACUGACCAUCAAUGUUGAGAAGGCCUAUUUUGGUGGUGAAAGUGGUAAGGAAGCAAGAGAGGUGGUCACACUAGAGAGUCCGAAAGUGUAG